Messenger RNA from Saccharomyces mikatae IFO 1815, 972 nucleotides. It is a transcript of the gene RSM24, whose product is annotated as mitochondrial 37S ribosomal protein mS35. The record is from RefSeq and is a predicted model, not a curated record. Bases 1 to 972 code for a protein of 323 amino acids. Lineage: Eukaryota; Fungi; Ascomycota; Saccharomycetes; Saccharomycetales; Saccharomycetaceae. Gene Ontology annotation, cellular component: mitochondrial small ribosomal subunit. The transcript has a single exon. Gene Ontology annotation, biological process: mitochondrial translation. Gene Ontology annotation, molecular function: structural constituent of ribosome.
AUGAAGGUACCAUUGGGGUUAUGGAAUGCCUCUAGGGCCAACAUAUGGAGUACGCAGAGAAGGGUUUUGUCAAUGUCUAAAAGAUUGAGCAGUAAUGCAAAUGGUGGAGCUUCAACUGCUUCUACCACCAAAGAGGGACCAGCUUUUUCAGCAGAUCUUUUUAUGCAUCCCGAAAAAUGGAAAGGAUUGCCACCUCAAAAAAUUUUGGAGUUAUAUUGGGAAAGGAUGGCCAGAUUGGGUUCAGAAUAUAAGCCAAAUAAAGACGAACUGAAUGCUUUGCUGACCACGUCUGAGUAUUCUGAAGUACCAGCAAAUGAUAUAAAGAAGCUAUAUUAUAGAGGAGAGCAAGGUGCUAUCGAUAUAAAAGGUGGAAGCGUAAAUCGCGAUAACAGCCUCAGACCAUUUAUGUUUGACGAAUUACCAUCCCAAGCUCAAGAAUUGGUCGCUCAGCACCGUGAACAAAGAUUCUAUAAUCGAUUAGCUGCGUAUGAAUUGCCACUAUUGGCGCAAUAUCGCCAGGAAUACAAGAGACCAUCUGCUAAAACUCAUCCGGUCACUUAUAGAUACACCAGUUAUAUUGGUGAGGACCAUCCAAAUUCGAGGAAGGUCGUUUUAAGUGUUAAAACCGAUGAAUUGGGCCUCGAGGAGAGAUCUUUACAUAAGUUCAGAGUACUGGCCAGAUCACGUUACGAUCAUAUUACGGAUAUUUUUAAAAUGUCUAGUGACAAAUUUGAGCAGGCAUCACAAAAUGCACGUUAUUUGCAUGAUAUCUUACAGAAAUUGUUAGCAGAAUCGAAAGAUUUGACAAAAGAUGAUUUUAGUGACGUGCCCCUUGACACAAGACAUACUAUUGCUAAAAACUUACGGAAGAAAAAGCGUGAUUACAAGUUCCCCGAACAUUGGAAACGCCCUGAAGAUGCCCCAAAGAAGAAGUUUAACAUUGUGGAUCAAUUAUUGGACAGCGUUGAAUAA